Emys orbicularis (European pond turtle) is the source of this 2751-nucleotide messenger RNA. RefSeq names its product cadherin 4 (gene CDH4). The record is from RefSeq and is a predicted model, not a curated record. NCBI's taxonomy places the organism in Eukaryota, Metazoa, Chordata, Testudines, Emydidae. Gene Ontology annotation, molecular function: calcium ion binding; cadherin binding. The coding region runs from base 1 to 2751 and encodes 916 amino acids. The transcript is spliced from 17 exons. Gene Ontology annotation, cellular component: catenin complex; adherens junction; plasma membrane. Gene Ontology annotation, biological process: cell-cell junction assembly; cell-cell adhesion mediated by cadherin; calcium-dependent cell-cell adhesion.
AUGACAAUUGGCUCCGGAAUGCUACUUCUGCUGCUGCUUCCCUUCUGUGGCUCGGCGAGGGCGCACAAUGGGGAUCUUACAGUCAGACCCACUUGCAAGCCUGGCUUUUCAGAAGAAGAUUACACAGCUUUGGUUUCGCCAAAUAUCGUGGAAGGGCAGAAGUUACUCAAAGUGAAAUUUAGUGACUGUCCUGGGAACAAUGGAAUUCGGUUCGAAACCAACAACUUGGACUUCAAAGUGAGGACAGAUGGGACCAUAUAUGCUGCCCACCAGGUGCAAAUCCCCUUGAAGCAGACAGUGUUUAUGGUAACUGCAUGGGACCACCAGACCCUAGAGAGAUGGGAGACAAUGGUCAGAUUACUGGUUGGGGAGAAAACACAGCACAAUGGACACAAGCCGCAAAAAGGGAAGAAAAAUGCAUCUACGGAUCUUGCACCGCAACCGAGUGACACAUUAAUACCGUGGCGCCAGCCCCAGAACUCUAACGGGCUGAGAAGGCAAAAGAGAGACUGGGUCAUCCCACCAAUCAAUGUGCCAGAAAACUCAAGAGGGCCCUUCCCUCAGCAGCUGGUUAGGAUUCGUUCCGAUAAGGACAGUGAGAUCCAUAUCAGGUACAGCAUCACUGGAGUAGGAGCUGACCAACCACCUAUGGAAGUCUUCAGCAUUGAUCCUGUGUCUGGCAGAAUGUAUGUGACACGUCCAAUGGACAGAGAAGAAAGAGCCUCCUACCAUCUGAGGGCUCAUGCAGUGGAUAUGAAUGGAAACAAGGUGGAGAACCCCAUUGACCUCUACAUCUAUGUGAUUGAUAUGAAUGACAACAGGCCUGAGUUUAUAAACCAAGUCUAUAAUGGAUCUGUUGAUGAAGGAUCUAAACCAGGGACCUAUGUGAUGACGGUGACUGCAAAUGACGCUGAUGAUAGUACUACAGCCAAUGGGAUGGUGAGAUACCGGAUUGUCACUCAGACCCCACAGAGUCCAUCACAAAAUAUGUUUACCAUUAAUAGUGAAACAGGAGACAUUGUCACAGUGGCUGCUGGACUUGACAGAGAGAAAGUUCAGCAGUACACAGUCAUCGUUCAGGCUACAGAUAUGGAAGGAAAUCUUAACUAUGGUCUCUCAAACACAGCAACUGCAAUCAUUACGGUGACAGAUGUGAAUGACAACCCACCAGAAUUCACUGCCAGCACUUAUUCCGGGGAGGUUCCUGAGAACAGAGUGGAAGUUGUGGUUGCAAAUUUGACUGUGGUGGACCGGGACCAGCCUCACUCCCCCAACUGGAACGCCGUGUACCGUAUUAUCAGUGGAGAUCCUUCUGGUCAUUUCACCAUUCGGACGGAUCCAAUUACCAAUGAAGGCAUGGUAACUGUGGUGAAGGCUGUCGAUUACGAAAUGAACAGGGCUUUCAUGCUGACAGUGAUGGUGUCAAACCAAGCUCCACUAGCAAGCGGAAUCCAGAUGUCCUUCCAGUCUACAGCAGGAGUCACCAUUUCAGUCACGGAUAUCAAUGAGGCACCCUAUUUUCCAACGAACCACAAGUUGAUCAGGCUGGAGGAAGGGGUGCCCAUGGGGACGGCAUUGACAACAUUUUCAGCUGUGGAUCCUGAUCGCUUCAUGCAGCAAGCAGUAAGAUACUCCAAGCUGUCAGAUCCUGCAAACUGGCUGAACAUUAAUGCCACAAACGGUCAGAUCACUACUGCUGCUGUCCUUGAUCGAGAGUCAGUCUACAUUAAGAAUAAUGUCUAUGAGGCCACGUUCUUGGCGGCUGACAACGGUAUCCCCCCAGCAAGUGGCACUGGCACUCUGCAGAUCUAUCUAAUUGACAUCAAUGAUAAUGCUCCUGAGCUCCUGCCAAAGGAGGCACAGAUCUGUGAAAAGCCAAACCUGAAUGUCAUCAACAUAACAGCCGCAGAUGCUGACAUCGAUCCAAAUGUUGGGCCCUUUGUCUUCGAGCUGCCAAGUGUGCCAUCUGCAGUCAGGAAGAACUGGACCAUAACAAGGCUAAAUGGUGACUAUGCCCAGCUCAGUUUGCGAAUAAUGUAUCUGGAAGCUGGUAUGUAUGAUGUCCCAAUUGUCGUGACGGAUUCAGGGAACCCUCCCUUGUACAACACUUCCAUCAUUAAAGUGAAGGUGUGUCCAUGUGAUGAGAAUGGAGACUGCACUACCAUCGGGGCUGUCGCUGCAGCUGGCCUGGGAACAGGUGCCAUCAUAGCGAUCUUGAUAUGCAUCAUUAUUUUACUAACCAUGGUCUUGCUGUUUGUGGUGUGGAUGAAACGCAGGGAAAAGGAGAGGCAUACGAAGCAACUUCUGAUCGACCCUGAAGAUGAUGUGCGGGACAACAUUCUGAAAUACGAUGAAGAGGGAGGUGGAGAGGAAGACCAGGAUUAUGAUUUAAGCCAACUUCAACAGCCGGAGACUAUGGAUCAUGUACUGAACAAGGCACCUGGAGUCAGACGAGUGGAUGAGAGACCCAUUGGUGCUGAACCCCAGUAUCCUAUAAGACCAGUAAUCCCCCAUCCUGGGGACAUUGGUGACUUUAUUAAUGAGGGCUUGAGAGCAGCAGAUAAUGACCCUACAGCCCCACCGUAUGAUUCCUUGCUGGUCUUCGACUACGAGGGGAGUGGAUCUACUGCAGGCUCUGUCAGCUCCCUCAACUCCUCAAGCUCCGGUGAUCAGGAUUACGACUACCUUAAUGACUGGGGGCCUAGGUUCAAGAAACUGGCGGACAUGUAUGGGGGAGGCGAGGAAGAUUAA